CGAUUAGACGUUAAUGGAGCUCACACACGACCUCUGUCGUUUUCACUAUCCCAUUCCCAUGUAAAGAACCUCCGUCCUCCGGUUCAAUUUUCCAGUGAAAUUCAACAACCACGACCCUGUCAAAUUUAUUCGUCAAGAUCCAAUCCCUAAUUUUGAAUCGUGUUUGCUCCGUCACCGUAAUAAUGUAUCCACCGCCGAUUCAUGUCUCCUCCUCUUCUUCUUCUCCGGCGACGGAUGUCUCGUCGCCACUUCUCAAUCGAAACCGGCGUGCUCUCUCCCGUUCUUCGCAACCGCUACGUGGCGCGGCGUCUCGGCUUCUUCGCCGAGCUAGCAGUCGCCGGAUGAUGCUCCGUGAGUCAUCGGUUCGAGUCCGUGAGAACGCGGCUGAGCAGAUUGAGGAGCGACAAAGUGAGUGGGCGUAUUCGAAACCGGUUAUAGUCUUAGAUGUGCUCUGGAAUCUAGCUUUUGUAUUCGUCACAAUUGCUAUUCUAGGGUUUAGUUCUGAUGAGAAUCCUCAUGUUCCUCUUAGAUUCUGGAUUAUUGGGUAUAAUUUACAGUGUUUGUUCCAUGUUGGAUGUGUAAUUGCUGAGUAUCGUCGUCGUCAUCGACGACAAAGUGAUGAUUUUCCAAACGAAGAUUCUGUUUUGGGUUCAAGUUCCAGUCACGGAUCUAGUGAAGAUGAAUCUGAUGAUUACGCCAUUGUAGAUGAUUCUCAGAUUGAACCUGGAACUAGUCUUGCUAAGCACCUUGAAUCAGCAAAUGCAAUCUUCUCGUUUGUUUGGUGGAUCAUUGGGUUUUAUUGGGUCACUGCUGAUUCUGAGGAACUCUCUCAAAGUUCGCCUCAACUCUACUGGCUCUGUGUUGCGUUUCUCGCCUUUGAUGUUAUCUUUGUCGUCCUUUGUGUUGCUGUCGCUUGUCUUAUUGGUAUCGCUGUUUGCUGCUGUUUGCCUUGCAUCAUUGCGGUUUUGUACGCUUUGGCAGAUCGGGGAGGCGCAUCGGAUGAGGAGAUAGAAAGGCUCCCGAAAUUCAAAUUUCUGACGGUAAGAAACUCAGAGAAAGUGAAUGGUGAGAUACGAGAAACUCAUGGAGGGAUAAUGACUCAACUUGGUGUUGAUUCUCCAACCGAGCGUGUGCUAUCAAGCGAUGAAGCUGAAUGUUGCAUUUGUCUCUGUGAUUAUGAAGAUGGAACAGAGCUGAGAGAAAUGUCAUGUAGACACCACUUCCAUGAAGCUUGCAUAGACAAAUGGCUACGUAUUAACGCCACUUGCCCUCUCUGCAAAUUCAACAUUCUCAAAACCGGUGAACGAAGUGGCAACGAUGCAGUAUGA
Arabidopsis lyrata subsp. lyrata is the source of this 1328-nucleotide messenger RNA. Its product is annotated as E3 ubiquitin-protein ligase At1g63170. NCBI's taxonomy places the organism in Eukaryota, Viridiplantae, Streptophyta, Magnoliopsida, Brassicales, Brassicaceae. The record is from RefSeq and is a predicted model, not a curated record. The transcript is spliced from 5 exons. Bases 183 to 1328 code for a protein of 381 amino acids.